AUGUGUCGUUUUCUAAUCUACAAGGGUAAAGACCCUAUGACGUUGUCCAAUCUGCUCACAAAGCCGCAGCACUCGAUUAUCAACCAGUCGUACGACUCUCGAUUGAGGAUUGAUGCGCAGCCGGUGAAUGGAGACGGGUUUGGAGUUGGAUAUUAUACUUUGGAUGGAGGGAGAGGAGACAGAGCACCGUGUCUUUAUAAGGCCAUCACGCCUGCAUGGAACAACCUAAACUUACAAAGGAUCAGUGAGAAGACCCGAAGCAAGCUUAUAUUUGCGCAUGUUCGUGCGUCCACGUACGGUGUCUUGAGUGAAACCAACUGCCAUCCCUUUACAUACGAGAACAUUAUGUUUAUGCACAAUGGCGGAAUAUCCAAUUUUGACAAGAUCAAAUUACGACUGAUCAACUUUAUAGAUGAGAAGUUCUUUUUACAGAUCAAGGGAUCCACCGACAGUGAAUGCUGCUUUGCUCUUCUACUCCAUUGUCUCAAGGUGAAUGGGUUUGAUCCCGACAGUGGAGAGCUGUGUGAUUUGAAAAUCUUGAGACAGUCUGUCGUUGAUACUAUUCAGCACAUCAAGAACUGGGUGAAGGAGGUCAGCAAUGACCCUUCCUUAUUGAAUUUUGCCGUUACAGAUGGUGAAAACAUUGUUGUAUCUAGGUACGUGACGUCCAGAACUGACGAGGCUGCCUCUCUCUACUUCUCCACGGGGUCCAACUUUGUCGAGUUUGCACCAGGGAGGUUCAAGAUGGAGAGGAUGAACAAGUCCCAGAACUUGGUGAUGGUGGCCAGUGAGCCCUUGACUUUUGAACGUAACGACUGGUUGUCGGUCCCCACCAAUUCCACAAUCUCCAUCAGCAAGUUGAAUGUCUUGCUGCAUCCAAUUCUCGAUGAGUACUAUUCUCCAGACCCUACGCAGUCUCGGUCAUUCGACUACGCUUCAUCCAAGGGCAUGAUUGGCUCCUAUCCAACCGAACAGGACACGUACAACGAGGUGCCGCCUCUUGAACGGGAGGGCCGAGCUGUGCCUACACACUGA
Molecule: messenger RNA, 1035 nt
Organism: Pichia kudriavzevii
Lineage: Eukaryota; Fungi; Ascomycota; Pichiomycetes; Pichiales; Pichiaceae
Exons: 1
Coding region: 1-1035 (344 amino acids)
Source: RefSeq, a predicted model, not a curated record